GCAGGAAGCGAGUGGUGCCAAGCACAUGUUGAGUCGGCUUGUAGUUGGAACAAUGGAAGAGAGAAGUUUUUUUUGUUAUAUAUGUUCCUUUCUCCGACAUUGCCUGGGCAUUUGUUCGUGGACAUUUUCACGUGGACAUUUUCUCAUGGACAUUGUGUCUCGUGACGAAUGUACUUGUAUUUUAGAUCUCAUGGGAGCUAACCUGUAGGACGUGAGAGUUCUUCUUGUUUUGUUUUUUGUUUGAAGAGUUACUCCUCAUCCUCUGUUACUGAGAUUAGAGACAAUGAGUUUCGUCCAUCUCCCAACGCCUAACAUGUUGAGCUCCGGAGACUUUAAGCUGACCCAUGGUCAGUCGGCCGGACAUCUUGAGGGUCAAGGUCAACAGAUCCACGUGUUCGGUGUAUUCAUCAUCUUGAUAGAGUUGGCGCUGACGUUCGAGAACCUGCUACCUAUUCUAGUGUGUGUGUUGUGGCUACCACGACAGAGCAUUGGGGACAAACAAAUCUGCGUGUUCAGUAUUCUAUGUAUAUUGUCUGCACUGGUGCCUACACCGUUGGGGCUGGUCUCCUAUUUCUCUGGUGGAUGGUACGGAGGAAGUCCAACCUGUGUCACUUACCAGGUCUCCUCUCUGUGGUGCAGCCUGUCUUCACUGGUGCUGUUGUCUUACAUGUGCGUCACGUGUCAUCUCGCUGUCUGCAGCCUCCUCAGGGUCAAAAAUCCUCACAACAAAUUUUCCUCCCUUGUUCAGUCAUCUCUGGUUGGAUCCUCCAAGGGAAAGAUGCUCCCAGUGUCCAAUGAGUACAUUGAUCUGGACAAGUCUAAGAGCGAUCCUCAUUUGUCGAGAGAUACGUUUCAAGACUCUGGCAAUCUCAAAAAGGAAAAGUCACAUAAGUUUAGCACUACUGCUUUAGAUAACAUGUACACUCUACUGGAAGUGAAAGACACGAACAAUGGCAAUCAAUUUCACUGUUGUGAGAAGGAUAUCGAAAAGGCCUUAAAUGCAGACACUUCUAAACUAACCGAAGGUUUUAUCAAUGACCCCGAGUCUCAGCUUUCUGGUGAAAUUCCGUUAUGCCCUGAUGUUAACCUGAGUUAUCCCAAAGAAAAAUCCAUCUUGUACCUUAACCUCUACAAGAAAAGUAAAAGGCUGAAAUCAUGGCUCAGAAAUGACCUGUAUUUAUCCAGAAGAUUCGACGGGCCUAGGGCAGAUGCCCUAUGCCUUAGGUGCCCCACGAGAGAUUACAUGACACUUACUCUGCUAGUGCUUCUCUCACUAACUAUGACCAUCGCCUUACUCCCGAUGCUGGGAUUCGGACCUCAUACGGAACAGAACGAUACGACCUGUGCGCCAUGGCUUGUCCGAAAGCCAGCUCAAACGAACGAAGAGAUAUUUUACAUCGCCUUUCUGAUCUUUGUCUGUUUGUGUCUUGUAGCAGGAUGCUGCUGUGGGGUCAAUGUCUGCUUGAUGUUCAGCAGACAAUCCAAGGACGGUCAAAGGCCAAGAUCAAUGACAUGCUACUAUGAAAAGGAGACAACAAAAGACUUCUGGGAGCUUUCUCUGUUGUCGGACAUGCAGAGACAUUACAGACUCAACUGUGUGGCCCUCGCUGGACAGCUGACCUGGAUACCGUUGCUGCUUAUCCUCGUCGUUCAGACAUCCGGUGUCAAGGUCAGCGAUGCUGCCGUCAUGUACUCCACCGUUGUGACGUCACUUCCGGGCUUGCUGAACCCUCUCCUGUACAGCUUGGUCCUGUCCAGCUAUAGGUCGGGCUACAAAGCCAUUCUGGGCAAACGAUGCUGUCAUGGCAAUAGGACCAAUGAAGUGUCUCGUAAAUGUGCUCAACAAAGCAUCAACAAAACCAUGAACGUAUCCAGCAGUGAGACAGAUUGCGAGUGUUAUUGUGACAAUUCUACCAUUCUCGUGGAUGAGCACACUCAAAUUGUUCUUGUGCCUGACAGUGAAAACAACGAGGGUAGUCUAGCAGACGACACCGAGGACCCAGGAGAGGAUAACUCGUGCUCUGAUUUCGUUAUGACGGAAAGGACACCACUUCAGGCUACGGUUGCUCCCACUGCAUCAGCGGGAACAUUCAAUUCAACGUCCACGCAGCCUUGGAGGGUGCUGACCUCGGGGGUGAUGGACAAUGGCUUUCACCCACAUAUUAUUAGGCCAGGAAAUGAACGCGAGUGCAACAGUCAGAGUUAUUUAUUGAACAUUGAAAGUUAUCGCGAGGAGACGGGUCUGUAGCGUGAUUCCAUUUGACAAUUGUUAUUGCUAUAAAUGUUGAAGAAUAACAAUAAUUUAUACAUUUGUAGUCUGUAAUUUAUAAUGGUCCAUUGUAACAAUUAAUAUAUUAAAUAUCGAUAACAGUGUAUAAAUAUCUAUAAAUAAAAUUUGUUUUCUAAAUAAUAUUGUAAAAAGAAUGUUGUACUAUUUAUCUGACUGAAAUAGUCUACAGAAUUCAAAUGCUGCUAAUAUUUUGGUUGCUUUGAAGGAGAUAUAAAUGAGUACUUUAAGCUUCCCAAAGGCCUAAAAUGUGAAAAUUAUGAAAUAAUGCUUUAAAAACUGUUUCUGGAUUGUCAUCGAAUUCAAAUGAAGUCCCAAAUCAAAACGUAUCCAGUCUUGUAAAUAACUCUCAGUUAAUCUUUCCAAAUGUUUAUUGUGUUCACCCAAUGACUGUAUUUUCAUUGAUGUUGCCUAAUCUCAUUUAACAACUGUGAAAGUUUAUUUUUUUUUAAUUCAGCCGAUAUGUGAAGAUAUUUCUUUCAUGUUGUAUGAAGGCACCUCUUUCAUCUCGACAUUGACUGUUGUACACAUCUAGAGAAUAGCACACUUUAUGAAAUACCUGUGCCAUUACUCUUAAACACACACAAGCACAUCGAUAUAUAUAUAUUUAUAUCUUAUAUUAUAAAGUAGAAAGUAAGGCGUAUGUAUGUAUGUAUGUAUGUAUGUAUGUAUGUAUGUAUGUAUGUAUGUAUGUAUGUAUGUAUGUAUGUAUGUAUGUAUGUAUGUAUGUAUGUUAUGAAUAGAAAUCAAAACCGUUUGACCAAUCUUGAUAAAACUUGGCAGAAAUGUACCUUGGGUACUAACUAAGACCGUAGUGUAUGUAUUGUAGCCCUAAAUCAAACUUACGACCGUCAAAAAAAAAGUUUUUCAACUCUAUGACUUAUAACUUCAUCGAUCUAGGCUAUGUUUAACAUAUUUACAUGAAAAGAUCGAAAGGAUCUAGAUCAAAAUCUAAUUUUAGAAACUACACUUUGCGCAGAUAGCUUUUUACUUUGACACAUGAAAAUACAAAAUAUAGUCCAAUGAUUUCAUUAUUUAAUAAAAUUAACCUUCAAAUUUGUUUUUCUAAAGCAUUUUUACAUAGGUCUACAUUCCUUUGCCAAUAUUUUCGAAAACAAAUUGAAUUCAGGUCAAUUAGCUAUUUUUAGCUCCAUUCAUAAUAUUUUUUUUACUAAUGAAUUCAUGCAUUCUUACUUAUAACAUAAUUAUUUUCUUUAAUUGUUUCUAAUGCACUAUAUCAGUGACUAUAUCAAAAAUACGCAAGUUAAGACCCGCGGGCAGCGGGUAAUAUCCGUCUAGUAUAUAGGCCUAUAUAUAAAUUACAACAUUGGAAAGAAAUGCUAUUGCAUUCUUUCCACAAAUUAAAGAGGAGCGCUAGUCACACCCAAGUGUGGAAUCUGUCGAACAAGAAAAGAAAAUGGAUGACAUAUAUCAGAGUUGCUAAAACUGUGAUUCUCUCUAUAUAUCGGUGGAAGGGUGGAUCUCUACAUCGGCGGAAGAAUGGAUCUAUCUAUAUCGGCGGAAGAAUGGAUCUAUCUACAUCGGCGGAAGAAUGGAUCUAUCUAUAUCGGCGGAAGA
Biomphalaria glabrata is the source of this 3865-nucleotide messenger RNA. RefSeq lists its product as uncharacterized. Bases 284 to 2248 code for a protein of 654 amino acids. The record is from RefSeq and is a predicted model, not a curated record. NCBI's taxonomy places the organism in Eukaryota, Metazoa, Mollusca, Gastropoda, Planorbidae. The transcript is spliced from 6 exons.